AUGGCGCAACCGAGCUAUGCAACCGCUUCGAUCAAGGAAUUGGCCAGAUUGGUGGACGAAAUCUGGUUCCUUUCUGGCGACAUCUCCGUCGACCCUUCGUGGUACACUAAGCGCGCGAGCUUAUCCAUGAUAUACGCCUCAAGCGAGCUUUUCAUGACCAAUGACAGAUCCUCCGAUUUCCAGGAUACGAGAGAUUUCCUUCGGCGAAGAUUGGACGAGGUCAGGGAGGCUGGUGGUGUUCUAGGCUCCGUGGGACAGUGGGUUGGCUUUACGGCUAGCGCGGGCAUAAAUGUCUUGAGAAGCAAGGGACUUCGAAUCUAG
This is a messenger RNA of Colletotrichum spaethianum, 321 nucleotides long. RefSeq names its product ubiquitin and WLM domain-containing metalloprotease. Gene Ontology annotation, cellular component: mitochondrial inner membrane. Gene Ontology annotation, molecular function: lipid binding. Lineage: Eukaryota; Fungi; Ascomycota; Sordariomycetes; Glomerellales; Glomerellaceae. The coding region runs from base 1 to 321 and encodes 106 amino acids. Gene Ontology annotation, biological process: ubiquinone biosynthetic process. The transcript has a single exon. The record is from RefSeq and is a predicted model, not a curated record.